UACUAUCUAUGCCUCUCACCGCUCCCAUUCACUGCCUUCACGUUUUACAGUGAACAACCUCACCUCUCUGGCUGUCCUAUAUUUCGUCUUCUUCAAGAACCAACUGCAAUUUCAUUUUCAGCAUCUACCUAACUGAUCUAAUCUACCACCUUCUUAUUUCAGUCAUGCAGUAAUACCUAAUAGAUAGCUAAGUAAUCGAUCGAUCCCAUGAAAGAUCUGUCCUUUUUCCUGCUCAAGAACUCUUUAGGAGGCAAGAUGAAGAAAGGCAUGAGAAACCUUUGCAACGGGGAUACCUCCACCUCUACCCUCAACCAGCAAAACAACUCGGCCUUGGCUGCUGCCACAUGUCCACUUCCUAAUUUAAAUUUGGAUACUGAUAUUGAUAUUGAUCACAAUUCAUCAGCAGAAAAAAGUAGCAGUAGCAAUCCUAAUAGUACCGGUGCAGCAGCUGCUCCGGCUCCAACACUGGAGGAAAUGAUUUUGAAGUUAGAAAUGGAAGAGGCAAAUGCGAGACAAGCAAAGAUGAUCAAAAAGUACUGUAAGGGGCGGGAGGGAAGGAUGUCCUGCGUCAACAGCAAUAAUAUUAUUAGCAAUUCCUCCGACAUUUUACUGUCUGCGAGGAAUGCUUUGAAUCAGUAUCCUCGCUUCUCUCUGGAUGGCAAGGAUGCCAUGUAUCGCUCUUCCUUUAGAAACUCUGAUGAUACUAUUAAGCCCAGCAGAAAAUCGGUGUGCUGUGAUUUUCGAUCGGGAUCCAAAUUAUUAAUGCAGCAGCAUCCUCCGAUUGAUCAUGAUUAUUUGCAAUAUUCAUCAUCAUCGUCAGCAGCUAAACUAGUACCAAUUACUACCGCUACUACUACUACUACUUUAGCGGGGGAGAGAGUGAAAUGGUGCAAACCAGGCGUGGUAGCCAAGUUGAUGGGGCUAGAUGCCAUGCCAGUUCCAGUGCCAGUCAAACUAAAUACCAAGGAAAAGCUCAGCUCUCUCUUAAAAACACACAACCUCGUGAGGACGAGGGCCCAAAGGCAACCUAUGCAGACUGCUACUGCUACCGUAGCAGAUGAUCAUAGAACCGGUUGGCCGUCAACCCACCCCUACUUUUUUUAAUUCAUUUUGCUUUCUUUUUAUUAUUAAUUGUGAGUAAAACUAGCUAUCUGUUAAUUACCUCCAUAUAUCAUCCUCCUUGGAAAAUUAUUUUUAUAUAGUUUGUUUCCAAUUAACUAUUAAUUUUUGUUGACAAGCACAUGUAGGUAGUGUGUUCUUGUUUUUAUCUUCAAUGCUUUUUUUCUGUUUUUCCUUUCUCAGUUCUACUUCAUAACUUCUCAUAUUCCAACUGAAAUAGUUGAUCAGACAAUUAAUUAAUAAAUUAAUAAACUCAUUCUAAAGAGAUUUUCAUUC
Messenger RNA from Ziziphus jujuba (common jujube), 1395 nucleotides. RefSeq lists its product as uncharacterized. Bases 208 to 1104 code for a protein of 298 amino acids. The record is from RefSeq and is a predicted model, not a curated record. The transcript has a single exon. NCBI's taxonomy places the organism in Eukaryota, Viridiplantae, Streptophyta, Magnoliopsida, Rosales, Rhamnaceae.